Molecule: messenger RNA, 1905 nt
Organism: Lathyrus sativus (Indian pea)
Lineage: Eukaryota; Viridiplantae; Streptophyta; Magnoliopsida; Fabales; Fabaceae
Source: the annotation of a GenBank genome assembly
AUGCAAACGAGGUAUAUGGAGAGAUCGAAUAGUAUGGCGAGGGAGAAACGAUGCUUAGAUUCAACUUCGACUGCGGAAGAUCAGCCUGAAAGGAAACGACCUGCUUUAGCUAGUGUAAUUGUUGAAGCCCUGAAAGUCGACAGUCUGCAGAAACUUUGCUCAUCACUGGAGCCUAUUUUACGAAGAGUUGUUAGUGAAGAAGUGGAGCGCGCAUUAGCAAAAUUAGGCUCAGCCAAUCUUAGUGAGAGAUCUUCUCCAAAGCGCAUAGAAAGUCCAGAUGGAGGAAAUUUACAGUUACAAUUUAGGACCAGGUUGUCCCUUCCCCUCUUUACUGGUGGGAAAGUGGAGGGCGAGAAGGGCACUGCCAUACAUAUUGUCUUGAUUGAUGCAAACACAGGCCGUGUUGUCACGUCCGGCCCAGCGUCAUGUGUCAGACUAGAUGUUAUUGUACUUGAAGGGGAUUUCAAUAAUGAGGAUGACGAUGGUUGGAGUCAAGAAGAAUUUGAGAGUCAUAUUGUGAAAGAGCGAGAAGGGAAACGACCUCUUCUGACUGGUGAUCUGCAAGUGACCCUGAAGGAGGGUGUAGGAACACUGGCUGAUCUUACAUUUACAGACAACUCUAGCUGGAUAAGAAGUCGGAAGUUCAGGCUGGGGCUAAAAGUUUCCUCGGGUUGUUGUGAGGGAAUGCGCAUUCGUGAAGCCAAAACAGAGGCUUUCACUGUUAAAGAUCACCGUGGAGAAUUAUACAAGAAACACUAUCCGCCUGCCUUGACUGAUGAAGUAUGGAGAUUGGAGAAGAUUGGCAAAGACGGAUCCUUUCACAAAAGGCUAAAUAAAGCAGGAAUAUGUUCUGUUGAAGACGUCCUUCAACUUGUGGUUAGAGACCCACAGAGAUUGCGGAAUAUUCUGGGGAGUGGCAUGUCAAAUAAAAUGUGGGAAGUUCUUGUUGAACAUGCAAAGACUUGUGUCCUCAGUGGGAAACUCUAUGUAUACUAUCCUGAUGAUGCAAGGAAUGUUGGUGUUGUUUUCAAUAAUAUCUACGAGUUGAGUGGCCUAAUCACUAAUGACCAAUAUUACUCUGCUGAUUCUCUCUCUGAUACCCAAAAAGUUUAUGUGGACACAUUGGUGAAGAAGGCAUAUGAGAAUUGGAUACAUGUUAUCGAGUAUGAUGGCAAGUCUCUGUUAAAUUACAAUCAGAACAGGACUUUGGGUACGGCCCAACAUCAGGUUCCACUGAGUUCACAUGACUAUUCUAUUUCAAACUCACUUAAUCAGCAGAUCUCUAUCCCAAGUCUACCAGUUCAUGUUCCUACAGGACAACCUUCAAUGGAUGCUAGUAUAACAGAUGGAGGUUAUCAUCAUGGUACAACUACCAGAUUCUCAAUGCAACCACAGAAUGCUGAUCUUAAUUCUGCUCUUCAGUUUGGUAAUACUGCCUUCCCUCUACAAAACCUGCUGAUGAGUGCUCCACACCAACCUCAACUUCUAAGAAAUGAAAAUGAGUUGUCACUUGGUCCCCCACAAUCAGCCAAUCCCGUCUUUCAGACUGCCGGCCUUUCAGAUCCUACUUAUAGAGGAUUUGAAGACUUCUUCCCGGAAGAGGAUAUUCGAGUUAGAAGUCACGAGAUGCUAGAAAAUGAAGAUAUGCAGCAUCUGCUCCGUAUCUUUGAUAUGGGAGGGCAACCUCAUACUUCCUUUAAUGCUCCUGAAGAAGGCCAUCCUUAUUCAUCUGCUUACGUGCCUGCAACCUCCAUGAACUACAAUAUAGAUCAUGAGCGAAACCGUUCUUCAGGGAAGGCUGUUGUGGGUUGGCUCAAGCUUAAGGCUGCUUUGAGAUGGGGUAUUUUUAUUCGGAAGAAGGCUGCUGAGAGACGGGCACAACUUGUUGAGCUGGAUGACUCGUAG